Molecule: messenger RNA, 1725 nt
Organism: Ascochyta rabiei
Lineage: Eukaryota; Fungi; Ascomycota; Dothideomycetes; Pleosporales; Didymellaceae
Exons: 4
Coding region: 1-1725 (574 amino acids)
Source: RefSeq, a predicted model, not a curated record
AUGUCUGGUAUCGAAAUAGCUGGCCUCGUGCUCGGGUGCUUGCCUCUGCUUAUACAAGGUAUUGAGUCUUAUAAUGAAGGCCUCGACCCUAUCAAAAGCUUUAUGCGCUGGGACAAGGAACUUCCGCAAUGCAUUCGAAAGCUUCGUAACCAGCACGUCCACUACUCUCAGACGAUCCGCAUCCUCCUCGAGCCUAUAACCGCCGAUGUCGAGUUGGCGGAAAUGAUGACCGACCCGGGAUCGUCACAGCUCUGGAAGGACAAAGACAUGGCGAUGAAGCUUCAGGAUAGGCUUCAAGAAUCUUACCAUGCAUACCAAGGCACAAUUGGGGAUAUCGAGCGCAUCACGAAGCAGAUUGCAAGUAAGCUGGACCUGGAUCGUGCAAACGAGUUAAAACGCAACGACCUCGAGGCCCUCCUUGCAGCGAAUCCCAAGAAGGGGCACGAUAAGUUCGAGCUCACGAAGCGGAUCCGGUUUGGCAUGAGUAAAAAGACCAUCAAGGCGCUGCUUGAGGAGUUAAACGAUUGCAACCGGGAGCUUGAACGAUUCACCGAGAAGAGCGAAAAGAUCGAGACGUAUCGCAAAGCUGCUAAGCCGUCGUUUGCUACUCGUCUGCAGCGUAUGCAAGGAUACGCUAGGAAUGUGCACACGUCUCUACGUUGGUCUUGCUCCUGUAAGACUACGCACCGGACGAGUCUUCGGUUGGAAGCUAGAGGAAACCUCUACGCGUCUGGCAUGAAGACAUUCAAUCCCAACAGGACGUGCUUCACGGUGUCAUUCUCUUCACUUGCCGCUGGCGCCGACGUACCGUGGGCAUGGCAAGCUGCAGAGAUCAAUAUCGAAGAGGAUGAUGCAAGCCUCAGUCCAGUGUCUUUGCCAAAGGCUCGCAUGACGAAGAGCGUUUCUUUCAGCUCGCCGCCACCGUAUUCCCUUAGCGAUCCUGUAGCUGAUCCAUCACAAUCAAUGCAAGAAGUGAAGGAUCUAUGUGCAUCAAUACAGCAGCUUCAAACCACCACGUCUCGCAUAGGUUUAUCUCUUGACACGAAGAAGAAGCUGCGAGGUGUUUACACCAUUGAUGCAUCAGAGAAGCUGACUCCCCCCUCGGAUCUGGUCAGUCUUGAAGACCUCCUAGACCGGCGCCCGACAGUGAAUGGAAGGCGCGCUAAAUUGAGCAAGAAGGAGCGAUAUAGCUUAGCGUUAACAUUAGCGUCCAGCGUACUCUACCUCAACUCGACACCAUGGCUCACGAAUCAGUGGGCUGCUAAGGAUAUUAGGUUCCAUCCGAGCUCAGCUAUCUCUGACUUGCUCGAUAUUGAGCAUCCCUAUCUGGCACCAACAGCGAUUGAGCCUGUAGACAGCGUGACUGUUAAGACGAAGGCUCUCACCUUUCAGAACAAGAACACUGUUCUGCUCGCGCUUGCAGUCACACUUCUGGAGCUGUACUUUGGGACAACUGCAGAGAAGUAUCAGGAGACUGAGCACGGUACUUGCAACCCGACGCUUCACCAGAAUUCAUGGUUGCUAUGCGCUAUGGCGCACCAAUGGGCAGAAGAGUCGCAGGAUGAGCUGUCCGCUGCGUUCUUGAAUGCGGUCAGGCAUUGCUUGCGAUGCUUCAGCGACCCUGGGGUCAGCCUGCAGGAUUCCGACUUCUUGCAAGCCGCCGCGGAGGGCAUUGUACUGCCGCUGCAGGAAGAGCUACAUCAAUUCCUGGGCAAGUCAUGUUGA